Condylostylus longicornis is the source of this 579-nucleotide messenger RNA. RefSeq names its product adenosine 5'-monophosphoramidase HINT1 (gene HINT1). Gene Ontology annotation, molecular function: hydrolase activity. Gene Ontology annotation, cellular component: cytoplasm; nucleus. The coding region runs from base 132 to 515 and encodes 127 amino acids. Gene Ontology annotation, biological process: purine ribonucleotide catabolic process. The transcript has 3 exons. NCBI's taxonomy places the organism in Eukaryota, Metazoa, Arthropoda, Insecta, Diptera, Dolichopodidae. The record is from RefSeq and is a predicted model, not a curated record.
CACUUACUCAUAAUUUUCGCCGGUUUUUGACGUCUGCAUUAAAAUUCAUACAUAUUUCUAUUAGAUGAGAAAAAUUUUUUUUUCAUAGCAAGUUGGAUUUUUUUUUUUUUGAAAUUAUAUGAGCUAUCAUUAUGUCAGAUGAAGUUGAGAAAGCCCAACAAGCUGAAAGAGGUGGAGAUACAAUUUUUGGGAAAAUUUUAAGGAAAGAAAUACCAUGUAACUUUAUUCAUGAAGACGACAGUUGCGUUGCAUUUCAUGAUAUUAGUCCACAAGCUCCUAUUCAUUUCCUUGUAAUACCAAGAAAACCAAUUGCUCAAUUAUCUUUAGCUGAAGAUGGAGAUGCCAAAUUGCUUGGUCAUCUAAUGUUGGUCGGAAAGAAAAUUGCAAAAGAUUUAGGAAUAGCAGAUGAUGGAUAUCGUGUUGUUAUAAAUGAUGGUAAAAAUGGAGCUCAAUCUGUAUUUCAUCUUCAUUUGCAUUUCCUUGGCGGCCGUCAAAUGCGUUGGCCACCAGGUUAAAAUAAGCAAAAAAGAAAAAUGGAAUGUGUAAAAUGGUCAUAUGUAUUUCAAUAAAUUAAUUAAA